GUGUGUGUGUGUGUGUGUGUUUUUACGGUGGGCAUUUUGAAGGAAACAAACAUGGAACAAAGAUUACAUCCUAACACUGCUCGGAUUCUCAUUCCUUUACAAUCAAAGCACGAAGUACUGAACCUUUGAGAGCGAUGUCCGACUCUCGCGUUUCCAAAUGACGCCACUGGAAUGUUUUGAUGAAAACACUUGGUUUCCUGUAGAGUAGCCUGGGGGCUCCGCACCCUCGUUUGUGCUUGCUUGGUGGGACUGCCAAAACCAGAAAAUCAGAAUCGGAGGGACUGUACCUAGGAUGGAGGGCACAGUUCAGAAAAAAGGGAAGAGCCGGGGAGAGGAUUGCAUCGCGACGGCUAUUGACUUCCUGUUGGCCAAUGCCAGGCUAGUGCUUGGGGUCGGGGGAGCUGCUGUGCUGUGCAUCGCUACACUGGCAGUGAAACGGCUGAUUGACAGAGCCGCCCGUCCCCCAGGUGAAGAUGAGAAACCAGAUCAGAAGAGCAUUAGCGAGACCUGGGAGGAGCUGAGCUUGGCUGGUGCUUCCCCUAAAAUGCUUAAGAGGGGGCUGGAAAACUCUGUGAAGAAAAGCUUACCAGCUGUAAUCAAAAUAGAAAAAGAGGCCUGCAGCGGUUCCAGUGCGGCUGAGGCUCCGAAGCUGGAGAUCUGCCGGGUUCCGCUGUGCGUCACUCUUCAAGAGAAGCUCCUGCACUAUUACCAGAGUCACGUGACGCUCUCCGAGUCGGAUGUGGGCCAGGCCAAGCAGAAAGCCCUGGACGUCUGCAUGGAGAUCCAAGCUUUCCUCCGCAGCAAGCAGCCCGACAUGCCACUGGGGGAGAUGUCUCUGGGCGGCUCGCUGUUUGACGACCUUCAGGUUGUCUCCGCUGAUCACGCUUGUCUCCUGGUGCCUUUGCUGAUCGAAGAAAAGUUCUGGUAUUUUGUUCCAGGGGAGGAGACCAUCCUCAACACCCCGCAGUUCUGGAUGGUCAGACGGACAAACCUGGAGUUCUUUGGUCGGGGGAGCAGCUACUGGGAUAAAUUCAUUGUGGGGGGCUACCUGUCCUCCAACGCUGUCAAUGAGUCUUUGCACAAACUAGUAAUGGGGUCCAUGAAUUGGCCAGCCCUAGGCAGCAUGUUGGACUGCACCAUCAGGCAAGUGAUGGGGUCCCAGGAACUGAAGCUAGAAAUCCAACAGGAACAAAGCCAGCUUUUCAUCGAUAUCUUGCCAAUAAUAAGGUUCGAGGAGACGGUGCUGACGUCCCAGCCAGAGAGCAAAGGAAACUUUGAGAACCUAUGGUGCCGGAGCUUUUACACGGAUCAAGCCACCAAGCUCAGGGACCUGGACGCGUCCGAUUCCGGUCUCCGGCUAUGUUGCCUGAAAAUCCUCAAAGCGGUCUGCAAAGACCAGCCAUCCCUGAGAAGAGUGACCGGCGGGCAUCUGGUCAAUGUCAUCCUGCACCUCAGCGACACGGAGUCAGACUGGAGUGAAGCAGCCCUGGCUGACCGGUUCCUGCAAGUUAUCACGGAGGUGACUGGCUACCUGGAGCAGGGGUUCCUGCCCAGCUACUUCAACAGUGCCGUGAACCUGCUGUCUGAACUGUCUGCAGAAGAGAUUGAUGAGAUUGGGUAUACCUUCUAUUGCGCUUUGUCUAACCCAGAUAUGCUGCUUCAAAGAUGAGUAUAAAGUGAUGAUUCAAAAGCACGGAUGGACAAAGUUUUCAUGCCAGGGGCCCUUUUGUUUUAAUUCUAGCGGCUCUGGCGUUGGUACUUUCAGUUGCAGUGUGAGACGCUUUUUCUAGUGCUCGAUUUCAGCAUGCAAUGUAUUAUUUGGAGGUUAUUUUUGUUAUUUCUUUUUUUUUUUUCGGUGAGGGAGUUAUUUAGACAGUUGAACGUUGUAUAUGUGUGUGAAGCUUUUUCUAACGAGUUGCUUUAUAAAUCGAAACUAGCAAGUCAAUUCAAUGCCUUUUUUAAAAGUGAACUGUUCUGAUGCUCCAGUAACUCCUUCUAAAUGGCUUGCACGAAUUUUACAAAGACAGAUCUGAAAAGGAAGAACUAUCUGAUUUGGACCUGUGCUUUUGUUGGUUACAGGUCAGUGGUAAAACAAGGAAAGGGUACUGUGAUUUGCUCUCAAGUUGAACAAAAAACCUUUUCAGCAUUGCACAGGCAGGUGGUCAUUUGGGGAUUGUGGCCAAAGAGAAUUGCAUUUUGAAGAGUUUUUUUCUCCCCUCAGCUGUCUGUAUGGUUUGUCAGUUAAUGAGAAAUUCUCCCUCAUGGAAACUACUUGGCUGUCAAUAGUUCUGUAGAAGUGUUGAACUGAGAAAUAGGCAUUGUUUAGUAUUAUGAAAUGUAUUUUUGUCUUUUAGAAUUGAAAUAUUAACUCAUACUAAGUGUUUCAUACUAAAAUAUUUUCUCUUCCAUGUAAUUUUGAAUUCAUUUUUGUUUAAAAAAAAUCUUUCACCACUUGGUGCACUUCAAACCUAAGUCUGUUCUAUACAGCUGGCAGUUUGAUACGCUGCUAGAUUGGUAGCUAACAUGAGCUUGUCAUUGUUGGAACAGAGUUCUAGCUGUGUGACAGUGGAGUUCAAUAGUUUUAAAAUGAUAUAUUCAAUAAAGCUUUAACUUGGGCUAAAAACUAA
Polyodon spathula (Mississippi paddlefish) is the source of this 2627-nucleotide messenger RNA. Its product is annotated as mitochondrial dynamics protein MID49-like. Bases 293 to 1669 code for a protein of 458 amino acids. The transcript is spliced from 4 exons. Gene Ontology annotation, biological process: mitochondrion organization; positive regulation of mitochondrial fission. Gene Ontology annotation, cellular component: mitochondrial outer membrane. The record is from RefSeq and is a predicted model, not a curated record. Lineage: Eukaryota; Metazoa; Chordata; Actinopteri; Acipenseriformes; Polyodontidae.